Molecule: messenger RNA, 5218 nt
Organism: Stomoxys calcitrans (stable fly)
Lineage: Eukaryota; Metazoa; Arthropoda; Insecta; Diptera; Muscidae
Gene: otk
Product: tyrosine-protein kinase-like otk
Exons: 9
Coding region: 1930-5106 (1058 amino acids)
Biological process (GO): protein phosphorylation; dendrite self-avoidance; axon guidance
Cellular component (GO): plasma membrane; axon
Molecular function (GO): ATP binding; protein kinase activity; cell-cell adhesion mediator activity
Source: RefSeq, a predicted model, not a curated record
ACGGUUGUCUAAUACGGAAUAGGAAACUGCAUGCGGUUUUUUUUUAUUAAAAUAAGUUAUAAAGUGAGGAUUAUUAAACUAUAAAUUUAAAAAAAAAAUUAAUUAAAAACAUAAAUAAUUUUCUAUAUGAAAAUAAUGUAAAAAAGAAUUUCUUUGUCGUUUGUUUUCCUGUUAUUGUCAUACCGGUAUCACCUUUUUGUUGUGUGCGUGUGGCCGGCCGGCCCAACUAAUUGAAUCCAUAAAACCCAUAAAAUUACUUAAAUGCAUUAACGAAAGGUGUAUAACAAAGAUAAACAAUCAAUGGAAAAAGAUUGUGUGUGUGCUGUCUUCUGAAGGUGCGUGCGUGCGUACGAGUGUGACUGAGACUGCCAAUGUCUAUGCGAUGGUGAUGAUGAUGAUGAUGAUCAGUGCGCUGUAGUGUUAUUUGAUUAAAAAUUUACCUUUACUUUGAAGUUAAACACCAAAGGUGCAUAUACGGCGACGGCGGCAACUUAAUGCAAGCACGCAGCCAUUGUGGUUGGGCCCUCCAUAUUUCGAUUUCUCGAUUCCAAACAAACAAAUAAACGUUCUAGAGGUGUUUAUGUUGCGAUAACGCAAGCAAGACAGCCAGAACAUUGGUGACUGCGAUGCGCGCCUUUAAUGUUUUUCUCCCAGACUCAAUCAACCCACCGUGUGUGUGCGUGUGUGAAUAUGGUGUAGAGUGAAGUAAGCAAGAACUGAUUGAUAUUUUCGUGUUGUUGUUGCUUUAUUUUUUAACAUUCUCAUGCGCUGUUAUAACUAUCCAAAUAUCAAUUAAUAUUAAGUGAAAAUAAAUAUAUAAACAACAACGACAACAAGAACAAGACGCUGAAAAAAAAAUAACUCAUCAAUGCAGAUGAUGAUGUUAUGAGUGAUGGCGAUGAUAUUGGUGUUGUGCAUUUAAACAAACGUGUUUACACAGGGCAAACUCAAAUGGAAGUACACACUCACUCCCCACCAUACAUACAUAUACAUACAUAUAAUAGUUACAAGCAAGCAUAAAUGAACUCCAGCAUUGCAAUCUCCAUUACACGUUUCGUCUGAAUACGAAACUCAUCGACAAGAGCAAAAUCAACACAAGCAACAACAACAACAACAAGUCGGUAGACAAAUAAAGUCAAUAUACAAAUUAACUGAGCUCUGAACAGUGGAGCAGCACUAGCAGCAACAACAAGAAGUGAUAUACAAAACAACAACAACACAACGAAGCAACGGUGAAUACUGCUGCUGCUGCUGCACUCUUUAGUGAGAGAGCAGAGUCUGCGAGGGUUAUUUUUUUGUGUGGUGCCGUUCUUUCGUUAAAACUUCAUGUUUUUAAGCCAAAGAUUUAUUUACACACAAAGCCACACAUUCAUACCACGGCAAACUGAACUCUUAGUCAGCCAGACAGACAGACAACAAUUUUGGGCACUACAUAUGGAUGAAUGGAUGAUGUUCUACAAAUAAGCCGACUUCUCAGAAUUCUGAAGAAAAAUAAAAAUACCAAAACAAAAUUCGCUUACCUUAGAGCCCAACAUCUUGUCAAGUAAAGCCCAAAUAUUUUUCUGGGCAAAACAAUAAAAACAUUUUAAGAGGCUAUUAUCAGUGAGACGAAAACUUCUAAAUCCAACCAUCUUCAGCAUCAUAAGCUAACAAAAAAAAAAUCGUCAAAAAAACAAAGACCGAAAGAGACAUCUCUUCAAAAGGUUUGUCAAAAAAACCCAAGAAUAAUAAUUUGAACUGCUCUGCUCGCGCCAUCAAAAGCAAAAUGCAAAGAGAAUUGUGAAAAGACAAAAACAAUCAAGUUGAAAGUAAACUACUACUGGCAUAUUCUUCUUCAUCCUUUUUAUAUCAAUUAACUAAUUGGAUACUUAACACAAACGAGUAGCAGGCUAGCUGUGGGUUGCUUUCCAACAACAGCACACUUCAAACAUGGAUCUUUUAUGUACGACAAAGGCAAUCUCGAGGAUAGCAUCUGCUUUGCUGCUGAUUAUCUGCACUUGGCAACAAGCUUUCUGCCUGGCCGAAACUUCAUCGCGUUUCUUGAUUUUACCGCAAUCACAGGCCAUCGCCGAGGGAGAUGCAGCAGAUUUUAAUUGUCAUGCUACACCCACCCGUGGCUUGAUCUACUCCUGGACUCUCAAUGGUCAAUUAAUCCAAAAUUCCAGUCGCAUCUAUCAGAAUGGCUCCGAUUUACACAUUGACUCGGUGAGUCGAGAGAGCGAUGGCGGCGAUUAUGUAUGCAUUGCCACCAAUGUGGCAAGUGGUGCACGUCAAGCAUCACCACCGGCACGUCUAACAGUCAUAUGGAUACAGACCGCUAAUGUGCAAUUGCUGGCCAAUUAUCAACACGAAGUCAUACUCAAAUGCCAUGUGGAGGCCUCAUCUGGGGAUGGGCUAUUGGAAAUUGAAUGGUUUCGCAAUAGUGAAAAAUUAAGCUCCCUACAAAAUAUCGAAUUGCAGGAGAAUCGUUUAAUCAUACGCAAUCCCACCGGCCAGGAUACCGGCCUCUAUCGUUGCAUAGCCUCCAAUGCAGCCGGCCGAGUGAUGAGCCGCAAGGGCUACAUACUCAAGUGGUCCAGUGUUAAGGAUUCGGGCAAUUGCAUGCCUCGCCUGAAGAAGAACUACAUAAUGCCCGAAGGCAUGAAGGAUAUGUUUUUGUGUCGCGGCAAACGAGGUGACAAUUCCCCCGGUCUGGGCAACGAUGAUAAAUUGCCCAUGGCCGAGGAUGUGCAAAUAACCCGGGGUCCUGUGAAACGUGCCACCGUUAAGGAGAACGAUGCGGCCGAACUAUUCUGUCAAUAUGCCAUAGCGGAAAAAUAUUUGAAAACAGCAGAUGGCUCAAGCGAAAUUAUACUUCGUUGGCGUAAGGAUGGCAAAAUCAUACGGCAAAUAGAAUUGAAUGGUGGUGGGGCCAGCAGCUCCGCGUCGUCGGUGGGCCAACGUUCUUUGGAUGCCAACAAGGAUCCCAUGCUACGUGAGGAUACACGCGUUUCCAUAGCCAAAGAUAAUGGAUCGCUGGUAUUUGCCAGUGUCAUUGCCAGCGAUGCUGGCCAAUAUGUUUGCCAGGUGGUGGUGGAGGGCUAUCGUCCCAUUAGCUCGGAGUCAGGUGAACUGCAAGUCAUUGAACAAUUGAAAUUCAUGCCACAGCCUACUUCGAAAAAUCUCGAAUUAGGUUCGGUGGGCAAAGUCCAUUGCAAAGCCCAGGGCACACCAGUGCCCCAAGUGAAAUGGCUUAAGGAUCUCAAGGAUGAUUUGCCAGAUACACUGGAGGACAUUAAUGGCACUUUAACUUUUAAAAAUGUUACCGCCGAACAUCGUGGCAACUACACUUGUGUGGCCAUCAAUUCGCAGGGCCAAAUAAAUGCCACGGUAAGCAUAAAUGUGGUGGUUGCCCCUCGUUUUCUGGUGGCCCCUGAAGGUCCCAUCGAAAGCAUGGAGUCCGGAGUGGCCAUAAUGCAUUGUCAGGCGACGGGUGAUCCCCGGCCUACCAUACAAUGGGAUAAGGAUUUACAGUAUUUGAGUGAGAACAACACAGAUCGUUUGCGUUUUCAUUUUCUGGAAAAUGGCACACUCGAGAUACGCAAUGUACAGCCAGAGGAUGAGGGCAGUUAUGGCUGCACCAUAGGCAACAGUGCGGGUCUAAAGCGCGAGGAAGUGCGUUUUAUAGUGAAAUCUGCCGCUGAUGUUGAAAUGGAGCCCCAGGAGGGUUUCCUUAUAACCCGUGCGGUGCUCAUAACCAUGUCCGUGGCCUUUGCCUAUAUCAUAUUGGUGGUGGGUUUGAUGAUCUGGUGUCGCUAUAGGCGUCAGGCCCGCAAGGCUCGUUUAAACGAGGGCCGUGAUAAUCCCGAGGCCGGUGAAGGUGGUGAAAAAAAUGCCGAACAUGAACCUUGCCUCUCCGAAUCCAAGUCCGUCAAGGUACGCAAAACUAAUGGCAACAACAAUCCCAACAAGGCCAAUGGAGGCACUGAUCCCCAGAAAUCUGACGACACUGCCUGCAGCAAUCACUCCAAGACUUCCAAGAAAUCCAAUGUCUAUGAUCAAUUGAGUUUCCCCCGUUCAGGCAUUACCGAAAUGUUGCAAGUAGGGCGUGGCGAAUUCGGUGAUGUGUUUGUGGGAAAAAUCAAAUCCUCACUGAUAAAGACCACCGAGGAUAAGGACACCGAUACGGAAAAGAAUAGCAACAGCAACAGUGAUAAUGGCAAUGGAUCGGCAGCCACCACCUCAACCACAGUGGAGAAGAGACGCUCGAAAACUUCCAUGGAUGACAUAGAGGAGAUCAAAGAGGAACAGGAGACCUGUAGCAGUGAUAAUGAGACCAAUGCCAAUACCACCACCACUGAGGAAUACAAAUUGGUUAUGGUUAAGGCUUUGAAUAAGAUUAAGGAUGAGACAGCUUGCCAGGAAUUUCGAAGACAAAUUGAGAUGUUCCGCACCUUGACUCAUAAGGGAGUUGUACGAUUGUUUGGUUUGUGCAGAGAGAAGGAUCCCCAUUACAUGGUUUUGGAGUACACGGAUUGGGGUGAUCUCAAACAAUUUCUAUUGGCCACCGCUGGCAAAGUGAAUACUUCGACAAAUUCCUCUUCACCACCUCCCCUACAAACCGGUCAAGUUUUGGCAGUGGCCUAUCAAAUUGCCCGAGGCAUGGAUGCCAUAUACCGUGCGAGAUUUAUACACAAAGAUUUGGCCACCCGCAAUUGCAUAAUUUCAAGUGAUUUCAUUGUUAAGGUCUCAUACCCGGCGCUGUGCAAGGACAAAUAUAAUCGGGAAUAUUUUAAGCAUCGCAAUACCUUGUUGCCCAUAAGAUGGCUGGCCCCAGAAUGUGUGCAGGAGGAUGAGUACACCACGAAAAGUGAUAUUUUCGCCUUUGGCGUGGUGGUCUGGGAACUAUUCACACAGGCCACCAAGAUACCCUUCGAGGAGCUAAGCAACGAAGAAGUGAUACAACGAAGUCAGGCAGGCAAGCUGGAAUGGCAGUGUGCCGACACAACACCGGAGAGUCUAAAGGAGAUAUUGUCUUCCUGCUGGAAUGUUAAUCCCAAAGAACGUCCCUCAUUUAGUCAGCUGGGCUCGGCCUUGAGCAAGGCCAUACAAAGUCUGGACAAAUAACUUGGAAAAUAGAGUAUUAACCAGAUUUGAAUGAAUAAACCAGCAUUUGUUUUCCAGUUUAAACGAAACGAAAAAAAAGCCAAAAAUUACUUAAGUCUUUUUUAUACUGCCU